Messenger RNA from Aspergillus sclerotioniger CBS 115572, 2466 nucleotides. RefSeq names its product Zn(II)2Cys6 transcription factor. Lineage: Eukaryota; Fungi; Ascomycota; Eurotiomycetes; Eurotiales; Aspergillaceae. Gene Ontology annotation, cellular component: nucleus. Gene Ontology annotation, biological process: positive regulation of transcription by RNA polymerase II. The coding region runs from base 293 to 2008 and encodes 571 amino acids. Gene Ontology annotation, molecular function: DNA-binding transcription factor activity, RNA polymerase II-specific; zinc ion binding; transcription cis-regulatory region binding. The transcript is spliced from 3 exons. The record is from RefSeq and is a predicted model, not a curated record.
CAUCUACUAGUCAUUACUACAAUUGCUCCGUCACUGCCUCUACUACGACUAUCUACAGAUCUCUAGCCAUUUGACAUCCUCUCGAGAUCUCGUCCUCCCCCCUGUCACGGGCCUCCAAUUGAUUUAUCUCAAAUCUCAUCCCUGUCACUCCACACCGCACUCUCCUUUCUAAUGCCAUACUUUCAACGUCCCACAGUCUGGCUAUAACCUCCGGUCGGACUCCUCCGCCCCUCAUUCAUCUUAAUGUCUCUACCCCACACUCCCUACUCGUAUUCGGCUUCAUCUCCCACUCAUGGAGAUUCAUACGUUAGUUUGCGCUCCGGGGAAACCUCUCCCCCCCGCACAACCCCAGCUUUCCGCAUCCGCUGCGCCUGAGAAGAGAAAGCGGGUCCGUCGAUGGCAUCACCGAGGAUUUACAGGCUGUUCGACAUGUCGUCGACGCCAUGUUCGCUGCGACGAAGCCUCGCCCUCAUGCAAGAACUGUACGCGGCUGGGCCUGGAAUGUGAUGGGACUCAGGGUCGCAUGACCUUCAAGGUGUAUGGACCACCACAAGCGGAUUCGUCUUCCGCCACCGCCAAGAAAUGCGAGAAAAAGAUCAAGACCGAGGGCAACAAACAAGUGAAGCAGGAGCCAUUAGGGGACGAGAACGAGCCCAUAGAAGCGCUAGUUGUGUCUCCUACGACAGUAUCCGACGCGAAGCCCAUCAAAUACCGUUUUCAGGAGCCCAUUUCUCCUGCCGAGUUUUUGUCGUCGUCCCUGGACUGCGUGGAAGGCCGGUAUUACACUCAUUUCGUCGACCAAGUCUCCACCUUACUUCUCAUCUAUGACAAUUCGAACAAUAUCAACCCUUACCGAAGAUUCUUUCCCGAGCUUGCUCGAUCAUCGCCAUCAAUGGCUAGCGCUAUGCAAGCUAUGGGUGCACUACACCUUGCCAACACAUCUAAAGGACAGCAACGAAACAAGCAUUUUCAGCAAGCUAUGAGCAAUUAUGGCGAGGUUGUAAAGUCUUUCAGGACCCGGUAUACAGACCCUGACCAGAGCGUGCGGUUAACCGAUUUUGCCACCUGUCUGUUGCUGUCUCUGUUUGAGAUGAUGGAUUCUCAACACCACAAUUGGGCUAUUCAUCUUAAAGGGGCUCGCGAAAUUUACCGAAUCCUAUUCUCCCCUAAUAGCGAUCCCGCCAAAGAAGCCAAACGCCUCGCUGAAAUCAAUCACCCGCUUCGACCCUUCCUCGUCUCUCUCCUUUCCUAUCUAGAUGUUGCGGGUGCCUGUGCCACCAGCGAGGGAACGGUGGUGGAAGGCAGUUACUGGAGAACACACGGGGGUGGCUGGGAAUACAACCUGGGUACACCCAGCCUCUCAACCGAGCAACCUGCCUACAGUCAUUUUCUGGUGGAAUUGCGCCAAUGCUGGUCUUUCAUGAUGGAGAUCCAAGCGUCUAUCAGUGCGUUCGGAAAGGCGAAACACGAGGGCCUGAUGUCGCUUGAACAACAAGAUCUAGUCUACCAUGAGCUGUUGCAGCGGCUGGUUCAGUGGCGUCUGAAUGCACCACAGACACUCCAGACACUAGGCGGCCUGGAUGACGAGAGCUUGCGGCAGUACCCGUACCCAGAUGUCCUUGAGUAUGCUGGAUGUAUUGAGGCUUACGAGAAGGCGACCAACAUCUUCCUGCACCGCGUCGGGGCGGCAGCCCGUCCUGAUGUACAACCUCAAAGAGUUUUGUUGGAUAUGCUUUCUUCGCGGAUCCUAGCGUUGAUCGGAAAGCUCGCAAAAGACGUGGGUCAGUUGGCGGUGCUGUGGCCCCUGUUUACGGCAGGCCGAGAGACACGAGAUGAGAGCGAGCAGAAAUAUGUGCGGCAGACGAUGACGGAUCUCCAACGGUUCGGGUUUAAGAAUGUUGACAAGGCCCUCGAGGAAUUGGAACAAGCAUGGUUCAAACAGCGUACUUUUCCAGAAGGUUGGAUUGAUACCAUGGACGAUAUUCGUUCCUCAAUUUUGCUCCCCUGAUGGGGUAUGGGAAAGCUACUGCAAUGCACCCUUAUCAUGGCCAAUCUUCGACCCCAAUCGGCGUUUGAAAGUCACCCCGGGCCGUUGUUACACGCUUCCCGACGAAUUAUGUUGGGCAUAAGUUAUAUGGAUUGGUGAAGAACUGGAGUUUAAGUCUCGGUGUAAUACAGGCGUUAUAAUGGGAAGCUAAGGCGUACGGCUGGGCUGGACCCUUAGAUUCUGGAUUUUGGAAUGCGAGGUAAUAUUGCGAACGAUGACACGUGUGCUGAUAAGGAUGGUGGAUUUUGGUUCUUUCAUAUCUAUGGUGGAGUUGGGACAUCAAUGUACAGAUACAGAAAGGACAUAUCGGACUUGACUAAAAACCAUAUAUAGAGGUACGGAGUAGACAAUUCGUUGAUACUUUCUGCUUGGAACCCUCCGGGGUAUGCUGCUCGAAAAUAGAAUUCUAUGAGUGGGAA